AUGGGAAACUUUUGCAAUUCUGCCGGCGGUGACAGAAAAAAAAUCCCAACGCAAAAAUUGGCCAUGUUUGCUGUACCAGGUUGGUCAUUAUCGACCGCCGAUCUGAAACCGCAAAAGGAAGUUUCGUCAAAGCAGCACGCAACUUCCACCCCUACAGCAUCUAAUGCAGCCACGACCGAAAGUAACGAAAAUGUUGGUCAAAGUGUGAAGAAGAGAAAGAGGGAGAAUGGGGUGACCAAGUCCAAUGUCGAUGAGAUGUUUAAACGGCAUAUUGAGGGCCAUACCGAUAAGAGCAGCAAGAAGACUAAGAAUAAGAAGGCCAAGGACAAGAAGAAGGAACAGAAGGAGAACAAGCAAUCUGAAAAUAAUGAAGUAGUUCAGCAGAAAUCGGCUGAAGCUGGGGAGGGUCGAGUGAACAAGAAACAGAAGAAAGCUCGCGGCGAGGAAAGAAAAACGCAUGCAAAGGACGAUACUUCAGCGACUACCCCAGUUGACAAUGCUACAAUCACUUCAGUAGUAUUACCUCCAGCAGCCCCCACCUCCACGGCAAAACUCACACCACUUCAGCAAAAGAUGCGUGAGAAGCUCAUGUCUGCUCGCUUCCGCCAUCUCAACGAGACUCUUUACACUACUCCAUCGAAGCAAGCACAGGCCAUGUUCGAAGCCAAUCCCGAAUUAUUCACAGAAUACCACAAUGGCUUCUCACGACAAGUCAAGGAAUCAUGGCCCUCGAACCCUGUGGAUGGCUACAUCGCCGCUGUCCGGAAACGCGGCGCCGUACCUGCGCAUCACAACGACACAAAGAAACAUAACAACAAUGCAGUGGCACCAUUACCACGCAGACCAAACGGUCUAUGCACCAUAGCCGACCUAGGCUGCGGCGACGCCCAAUUCGCACGUUCAUUAAUACCCUCAGCGAAAAAACUGCAACUCAAACUUCUCAACUUCGACCUCCAAUCCCCCGACGACUCGCUAGUCACAAAAGCGGAUAUCGCGAAUUUACCCGUGACAGAUGGCAGUGUCGAUGUGACGAUAUUCUGUCUCAGUCUGAUGGGCACGAAUUGGGUCUCGUUCGUUGAAGAAGCCUGGCGCGUACUCCGCGGCGAUGGGAAAGGUGAAUGUUGGGUUAGUGAAGUUAAAAGUCGCUUUGGGAAAGUGAAUCGCAAAAAGGCUCAGAUAGGGUUGAAGAGAGAUGAAGCUACGAUGUCGAAUACGCAAAAGAAGAAGUUGAAGAACAAGAAAAAGAAGAAGAAUGGAAAUAACGAGUCUGACGAGGAAGAUGCCGAUGAGGAUGAAGAAAUCUAUGCCGAAGAUGCCCAGCCUGGCAGCGGCAGUAACGACGAUACUGACAUCUCCGCGUUUGUCGAAGUGUUCAAAUCACGCGGCUUUGUGCUCAAACAGGAAUCGGUGGACAAGUCUAAUAAGAUGUUUGUCAAGAUGGAAUUCGUCAAGGCUGGUGGUGCGCCGACAAAGGGUAAAUAUACGGGUAUAAUUCCUGCUCCUGCUCGACGGAACAGUGAGAAGUCGACACAGACUAAGAAGAGGUUUAUUGAUCGUGGGGAUGAUGAGGCGAGCAAACAGUUGACCGCAGAGCAGGAGGCCAAGGUUUUGAAGCCGUGUGUAUAUAAAAUCCGAUGA
Molecule: messenger RNA, 1638 nt
Organism: Talaromyces stipitatus ATCC 10500
Lineage: Eukaryota; Fungi; Ascomycota; Eurotiomycetes; Eurotiales; Trichocomaceae
Product: rRNA processing protein RRP8
Exons: 2
Coding region: 1-1638 (545 amino acids)
Biological process (GO): rRNA methylation; ribosomal large subunit biogenesis
Cellular component (GO): nucleolus
Molecular function (GO): rRNA (adenine) methyltransferase activity
Source: RefSeq, a predicted model, not a curated record